AUGAAUGAUUCAACUUUAAAUCAGUGGAAUGUGAGCGAUUUUGAUUAUUCUUCUGAAUCGAAUCAAGUGGACGAGUCCAGGUGUGUUGUGAAUGAACAGUUUGUCGCAAAGGUUGGGAUGACUUUCAAGACAUUGGAAGAAGUUGAAAAGUUCUACAAAGAUCAUUACAAACUUGCCAAUUUUUAUACGAAAAUAAGGAACACUACUCUGAAGGGAGAUGAAAUUAAGAAUCAACUAAUUACAUAUAGUAGAGAGGGGAAGUGGAAAUCCAAGAUAUCUCAAACUUUGAAGACAAAUCCCUUAGCUGGAAUAAAUUGUCCAGCCAGGAUUUAUGUACAUAUAUUGAAUGAUGUUGGUCUUUGGAUAAUUUCUAAAGUUGGUCUGAAUCGUUCACACCCUUGCUGUCCAAAUCGAGCAGAGAUGCUUAAACAACAAAGGGAUCUAAGCAUGUUUGUGCGUCAUACCAUUGAAAACAAUGAGGAAGCCAGAAUCAGACUGAGUAAAACAUAUCAUUCAUUUAUAGCAACAGCGGGCAGUCACCGCAAAUUAAGUUUUAUAAAAAAAGAUGUGAGGAAUUACAUUACAAGGAAAGUACGUAAUGUUUCCGAACAAGAUGAUGCUAAAGAAUUUGGCAAGUACUUAUUAAGAAUGAAAGAGAAGAAUCACAAUUUCUUUUUCGAGCUUAACCUUGAAGCUGAUCACUCCAUCAAAAAUACAUUUUGGGCUGAUGCAAGAAGCAGAGCUGCAUACGAGUAUUUUGGAGAUGUUGUUUCAUUUGAUACCACUUACAACACAAACAGGUACAAUAUGGUUUUUAGUUCUUUUGUGGGCGUGAAUCACUACGGUCAAUCGACACUUCUCGGAUGCGCUUUGAUAAAAAAUGAGGACAUCCAAUCAUUCAAAUGGUUAUUCAGAAAUGUUGGCUUCGUUACAUGGGAGGGAAGGCACCAAAAGGAAUUCUUACCAAUUAAUGUGCAUCGAUACAAAGGGCUAUUGAGACCUGUAUGCCAACAACAAUUCACCAGUGGUGCAUUUGGCAUAUCAUGA
Arachis ipaensis is the source of this 1047-nucleotide messenger RNA. Its product is annotated as protein FAR1-RELATED SEQUENCE 5-like. Lineage: Eukaryota; Viridiplantae; Streptophyta; Magnoliopsida; Fabales; Fabaceae. The record is from RefSeq and is a predicted model, not a curated record.